Messenger RNA from Cheilinus undulatus (humphead wrasse), 3701 nucleotides. RefSeq names its product ArfGAP with SH3 domain, ankyrin repeat and PH domain 2a (gene asap2a). Gene Ontology annotation, cellular component: cytoplasm. Gene Ontology annotation, molecular function: protein binding; GTPase activator activity. The coding region runs from base 440 to 3391 and encodes 983 amino acids. NCBI's taxonomy places the organism in Eukaryota, Metazoa, Chordata, Actinopteri, Labriformes, Labridae. Gene Ontology annotation, biological process: positive regulation of GTPase activity. The transcript is spliced from 28 exons. The record is from RefSeq and is a predicted model, not a curated record.
ACCCUCGCUUGUUGUUUCCCCGGGCGAGGAGCAGGAAGAAGUUGUACACCCCGCUCGGCCUGAGGACUUGGAACACCUCGGGAAGGAUAACGGACUAAAACCGAGGAGGCUUUACUUUCUUCUGUUACCUGAGCGCAACCUGUGAACGUGAAUGGAGCCGGAGUAGUGGGCUAAAAGCCAGGAAGGAUUUAACCUACCCAUCACCUUGUUGUAGCUCCGCGCGGUAACUCCUCCACCCCGCGUGCGACACCGCUGUAUGUGGAUUGUAUUGGGAGCAAACAAGGGAAUGACAUAAACAUACCCGGAGAUGGUUUACUACUGUCUGCAGUCACCUUUGGAGACUCUACUGCCGCGGCUACUGUAAACUUUUCUCGUUUUAACUGCACAGUGGGAUAACAGAAAGUGUUUCUUCUUCUUCUUAACGGCAAAGGGAUUAAUUAUGCCGGACCAAAUCACAGUUUCAGAGUUUGUGGCAGAGACGAAUGAAGAUUAUAAAUCUCCCACUGCCUCUAACUUCACCACCAGGAUGUCCCACUGUAGGAACACAGUGACUGCUCUGGAGGAGGCUCUGGACGUGGACCGCAGUGUUCUGUACAAGAUGAAGAAAUCUGUGAAGGCCAUCUACACGUCCGGUCUUGCCCACGUAGAGAACGAGGAGCAGUACACUCAGGCCCUGGAGAAGUUUGGAGAAAACUGUGUGUACAGAGACGAUCCUGAUCUGGGUUCAGCUUUCCUCAAGUUCUCCGUCUUUACCAAGGAGCUUACUGCACUCUUCAAAAACCUGUUUCAAAACAUGAACAACAUCAUCACAUUUCCUCUGGACAGCCUGCUGAAAGGAGACCUGAAAGGAGUCAAAGGGGAUCUGAAAAAGCCUUUCGACAAAGCCUGGAAGGACUACGAAACAAAAGUCACUAAGAUAGAGAAGGAGAAGAAGGAGCAUGCUAGGCAGCAUGGGAUGAUCAGGACUGAGAUCAGCGGGGCUGAAAUCGCUGAAGAGAUGGAGAAGGAGAGGAGAUUCUUCCAGCUGCAGAUGUGUGAGUAUCUCCUCAAAGUCAACGAGAUCAAAAUCAAGAAGGGGGUGGAUCUGCUGCAGAACCUCAUCAAGUACUUCCACGCACAGUGCAAUUUCUUUCAGGAUGGUCUCAAAGCUGUUGACAACCUGAAACCCUCCAUAGAAAAACUGGCCACAGACCUGCACACAAUAAAGCAGGUGCAGGAUGAGGAGAGGAAACAGCUGACACAGUUAAGAGAUGUCCUCAAGACCGCGCUACAGGUGGAGCAGAAGGAGGAAUCACAGGUGAGGCAGAGCACCACCUACAGCCUGCACCAACCACAGGGUAACAAGGAGCACGGCACAGAGCGCAGCGGCUUCCUUUACAAGAAGAGUGAUGGGUUGAGGAAAGUGUGGCAGAAAAGAAAAUGCACAGCAAAGAACGGAUACCUCACCAUUUCACAUGGCACGGCAAACCGACCGCCAGCUAAACUCAACCUGCUCACCUGCCAGGUGAAACACAACCCAGAGGAAAAGAGAAGCUUUGACCUCAUAUCUCAUGACAGAACGUAUCACUUUCAGGCUGAGGAUGACCAGGAUUGUCAAAUCUGGAUCUCGGUGCUCCAGAACAGCAAGGAGGAGGCGUUAAAUCAAGCCUUUAAAGGAGACCAACAUGUUGGCGAGAAUAACAUCGUGCAGGAGCUGACAAAGGCAAUCCUGGGAGAGGUGAAGAGGAUGACGGGAAACGACGUGUGCUGUGACUGCGGAGCACCAAACCCAACGUGGCUGUCCACCAACCUGGGUAUCCUCACCUGUAUUGAAUGUUCAGGGAUCCACAGGGAGCUGGGAGUCCACUACUCCAGGAUCCAGUCGCUCACGCUUGAUGUACUCAGCACCUCAGAGCUCUUGCUGGCCAAGAAUGUGGGGAAUGCAGGCUUUAAUGAAAUCAUGGAGGCUUGUUUAAAUGUUGAAAACGUGGUGAAACCCAACCCUGCCAGUGACAUGCAGGCGAGGAAGGACUUCAUCACAGCCAAAUACACUGAGAAACGUUUUGCGAGGAAAAAGUGUCCUGAUUCCACGUCACGGCUUCACACAUUAUGUGACGCAGUAAAAGCUCGGGACAUCUUCUCGCUCAUCCAGGUCUACGCCGAGGGAGUCGACCUCAUGGAGCCCAUUCCUUUGGCCAACGGACAUGAACAAGGAGAGACAGCUCUUCAUCUUGCAGUCAGAUUGGUUGAUCGGACAUCUCUUCACAUUGUAGAUUUCCUCACUCAGAACAGCUUGAAUCUGGACAAGCAGACAGUAAAAGGCAGCACAGCGCUGCACUACUGCUGCCUGACAGACAACAGCGAGUGUCUGAAGCUGCUGCUGAGAGGGAAGGCCUCCAUAGAGAUAGCUAAUGAGGCCGGGGAGACACCGCUGGAUAUCGCUAGGAGGCUCAAACACCUUCAGUGUGAGGAGCUGUUAAACCAAGCGCUGGCAGGGAAAUUCAACGCCCACGUCCACGUUGAAUAUGAAUGGUGCCUGCAGCAUGAAGACUUGGAUGAAAGCGACGAGGAUCUUGAUGAGAAGCCCAGCCCUCACCGUAGGGACGAGCGCCCUGUCAGCUGCUACACCCCGAGCACAAACUCUCACCUACAGACCGGUCUGGGCUCCGCAGGCCGGGACGCCGCCGGCCUCUCCAAGGACAAACAACGCACAUACAUACCUAACUUGGUCAACAACGAGACUUACGGCACCAUCCUCAACACCAACCCACCUCAGCCUGCCACCACCUCUGCUCCACCUCUGCCGCCAAGGAACCUGGCUCAGUUAGCCAGUCUGGGCGGGAUCAUUCAGUCGUCAGCACCCAGCAGCUGGAAACCCGGUUCUUUAGACCUGGUUGGACGACAGAGGUCGUCUUCGGACCCCCCCAACAUGCACCCUCCUGUCCCUCCACUCAGGCUCACUUCAACAGGAGGUCUAGGUCCUGCUCCUAUGGCAAAGAUGGAGUCAUUAAGUAUCCAGUCUAAGUCAAACCAGGGCCCAAUGGGCUCCAGAGGGGGGCCCCCUAAAUCUCCUUCGAGCAAUGAUAAAAGCUUCAGCAGAGGACCACUCACUCGGACGCAAUCUAUCGAGAGACAGACUAAGGAAGUACCAGGAUGCCCCCAGAACUCCAUAGGUCAGUCUCUGGCUCCAGCCCCCAUGCCAAGGAAAGCCUACCCAAAACAGAGGCCAAAACGAGUCAAAGCCAUCUACAACUGUGUCGCCGACAACCCGGACGAGCUAACCUUCUCUGAGGGUGAGGUGAUCGUGGUGGAUGGGGAAGAGGACCAGGAGUGGUGGCUGGGCCACAUCGAAGGCGAACCAAUGAGACGAGGAGCAUUCCCCGUCACAUUUGUUCACUUCAUCGCUGACUGACCGGUCAGGAAGAAUCACCUCCGCCUGUCUCUGUCUGCGCCGACCAGCAACACAUCCACCGUCGUCCCAGUGUGUGCGAUCGACAUCAUCAUUAUCAUCACUGGCAUCUUCAGCAGGCUUCUCUGCAGUCAUCACCAACUCUUCUGGGUCUAAUCGAGGCAAAUGAAGCAGCUUUUUCAAAGAGUCUUGGUGUCUGUCGUUACAGGGACUGUUUGUGGUUUGAUGUUUUCUUUCUGACAAAGAUUUAAAAACGAUGAUUGUAGUUAAAGACCUCUCGCAAUAAAUGCACUUUCCAUGUCUUAAUCCUCGA